This is a messenger RNA of Schistosoma margrebowiei, 870 nucleotides long. The record is from the annotation of a GenBank genome assembly. NCBI's taxonomy places the organism in Eukaryota, Metazoa, Platyhelminthes, Trematoda, Strigeidida, Schistosomatidae.
AUGAUCAUUGAAUUACGUCGUUUGGGUGUUAGUCUGUUAUGCUUAGCAGUCGGUCUGAGUAUUGCAUCGUUGGUAACAAGUCUUUGGGAUUGUGGAAAUUUAUUCUCAGGAUGUCAGAAUACUGUUCAUAAGGAGACUGUAUCAGCUGUUGCUGGCUUAAUCAUUUUAGGCACUGUAUGCCUAUUAAUCAUCAUCCUAUUGGAUGCGGUUGCAUUGUGUUCAGAUGUAUUCGCCUCACGUGCUGCUUAUACAACUGUACGUUUCAUCAUAUUAUACUUGGGUGCUGCAGCUCUCUUGAUUGGCAUAUUAGUGUACACAUCAUUAGUCGGACAUCAUUGGUCAUACUUCUUCGCAGUGACUGGAGCUGUACUAGCAACACAAGUGGCUAUAUUGGCGAUCAUGUCGUCAAAAUGUGUUACUGUUCGAACCACUACAACAACGAGAACAAUUCGAGAAAGUCGUUUGGCACAUCGUUUAUGUAUUACAUCAUUAUGUACAGAUUAUUGGAUUUGUGGUAAUUUAUUCUUAUCAUGUCAAGAUACAGAUUAUAAAGUGAUUAUAUUAUCAAUGAUUGGAUUAUUGAUUUUAGGAUGUUUUUGUAUUUUAUUGAUUAUAAUCUUAGAUAUGAUUAGUUUAAAUUCAAUAAAAUUUUCUUCACAUAUUACUUAUUUAAUUUUUCGUUUUAUAUUAUUAAUUUUAUGUGCUAUAGCUUUAUUAAUUAGUGUUUUAUUAUAUACCAUAUAUAUUGAACAGAAUUGGUCAUAUUUUUGUGCAGUUAUUGGUGCUGUAUUAGUAACAGUAGUAGUUAUAUUAUCAUUUAUGUCAUCUCCAUGUAUUCAAACAGAAGAUUAUAGAAACAAAACGUAUUAA